CGUUCGCCUCCUCCAUUCCCUCCCUCGCUUCCCGCUGCCCCUUGCCCCUCCAUGCAGGAACCGCCGCAACGUUUUGUGGCUCGGGCGGACAGAUCCGCGCUCGCUCCUCGCGACAGCAACCCAAAGCACCCGAGCUCAUCCCUCCACUGGAGGCCCAAAUCCUUGCAACAUGGCGCUCAACUUCUCAAACAAGCAGCGGAUGAAUGUGUCGAUCUGUACCGAUUUCACCCGCGUGUGCGGCGGCAUCUCCAGCCCGAGCGCAAGCUCGAGCCGAAGUAGUAGUCGCAGCAGUAGUAGCAGCAGUUGACUCUGUCCGAGGGUCGACUGCUGACAAGAAUGCCACUGCGCUCAGAGAUGAGCCGCAACCUGAGCUCGUUCGAUACACGUGGCGGGGAGGGUGGUCUGCUCACCAGCAUGUCGUUGCCGUCGCCGUCGUCGUCGUCGUCGUGGUCGUGGUCGUCGCCGUCGUGGUCGUCGUCGUUGUGGUCGUCGUCGUCGUCGUGGUCGUCGUCGUCCUCCUCCUCCUCCUCCUCCUCGUCUUUCCUCCUUCUCCUCCUCUUCCUCCAACCCUG
This is a messenger RNA of Prorocentrum cordatum, 572 nucleotides long. Lineage: Eukaryota; Dinophyceae; Prorocentrales; Prorocentraceae. The record is from the annotation of a GenBank genome assembly.